Messenger RNA from Syngnathoides biaculeatus (alligator pipefish), 3010 nucleotides. Its product is annotated as UDP-glucuronosyltransferase 2A2-like. Bases 362 to 1945 code for a protein of 527 amino acids. Lineage: Eukaryota; Metazoa; Chordata; Actinopteri; Syngnathiformes; Syngnathidae. The record is from RefSeq and is a predicted model, not a curated record. Gene Ontology annotation, molecular function: UDP-glycosyltransferase activity. The transcript is spliced from 2 exons.
UUGGCUGGCAACCAGUUCAGGAUGUAGCCCGUCUCAUGCCCAUUGGCAGCUGGAAUAGACUCCAGCACUCCCUGGGACCCUUGUGAGGAUAAGCGGCUAAGAAAAUGGGUGGAUGUAUGUAUCUUCAUUAUUAAAUGCUAAAGUUUCCUGUGGUGAAACUCACACGUUUCAAACAAGCGCGAGCCAGGUAACUACUGUAAUUGCACCGAGGCUUAUCUACAAUUAUGUAAGCGGCGUCAUGUGGCUGGUGGAGAAAGUGAAGUGAAUUGCGCUUCCUGCUGGCAACGUUCAUUCGAUCCACGAAGGCCAUCGUGUGCUUGCACACGCGCUCGCUCGCUCACUCCGGGGUCCCGCCUCAGACAUGUACCAGUCAACGCUGUUGACGCUGGCAGCACUCAUCUACGCAUUUAGCGGUGGCGCGGCAGGUGGGAAGAUCCUGGUAUUCCCCAUUGACGGCAGCCACUGGAUCAACAUGAAGGUCGUGAUCGAGGAGCUCCACGCCCGUGGCCACGACAUCACAGUUGUGCGGCCCUUUGACAGCUGGUACAUCAAACCCGAGUCGCAGCUCUACAAAACCAUCACCCUGAACUUCUCAAGCGGGUUCGACGAGAUCAGCUUCGGUUCCUUCGUCGCCAGGAUGCUCCGCUUGCGGCGGGAAGGCGCCUCCCUGUGGAAGCUGCUGGUAAUGGAGCACGAGCUGGUCAACCAAUUCUACUACAUAAAUAAGCAAGUAGUGGACAUGUUGGCUAAUGUGUUCGAGGACCAGGAGAUGAUGCGGAACCUACAAGAAGCCAAGUACGAGGUGGUUCUCGCUGACCCGGCGAUGGGUGCCGGCGUCCUGCUGGCUCACCGUCUUGGUCUCCCCCUGGUGUUGAACGUCCGCUGGACUAUCCAGGGGGAGGCGCAUCUGGCCAUCGCACCCUCACCCUUGUCUUAUGUCCCCAUUCCAGGGGCCAAGCUGACAGAUAAAAUGACAUUUAGGGAGCGUCUUAAAAAUGUCAUGUACUACUUGUUCACACGUUGGCAGGCGUGGUACGUGUCAGAUGCUAUCUACAAACCCUUUGUCCACCAGUACUUUGGCCCAGACAUACACUACAUGGAACUCUUCCAGUCUGCGGACAUCUGGCUGAUGAGGAACGACUUCACUUUCGAGUUUCCACGGCCCACCAUGCCCAACGUGGUCUACAUGUCUGGGUUCCAGUGCAAGCCGGCCCGCCCGCUCCCCGCUGACCUCGAGGACUUUGUGCAGAGUUCUGGGGAGCAUGGUGUGGUAGUUAUGACUCUGGGAACUCUUGUGGCAGACCUCCCCGAAGAUAUCACGAAUGAAAUCGCUGCCUCCUUCGCCCGUCUCCCCCAAAAGGUGAUCUGGAGGCACCAGGGUAAGCGUCCAUCCACCCUUGGAAACAACACGCUUCUCCUGGACUGGCUUCCACAGAAUGACCUACUGGGCCACGCUAAAACCAGAGUUUUUGUAGCGCACGGUGGCACUAAUGGCAUCCAGGAGGCCAUCUACCAUGGUGUACCCCUGGUGGGACUCCCGCUCAUGUUCGAUCAGCACGACAACCUCUUCCGGAUGGAGGUCAGGGGUGUAGCCAAGGUACUGGACAUCUCUACAGUGAACCAGGAGAACUUCCUGGAAGCCAUAAACACGGUUCUGCACCAACCAUCGUACAGCACCAAGAUGCAGCAGUUGUCACUGUUGCACCACGACCAACCAAUCCCGCCUCUGCAACGUGCUGUCUUCUGGAUUGAGUUCGUCAUGAGGCACAAGGGGGCGUCGCACCUGAGGACUGACUCCUACAAGAUGUCUGCUGUCCAAUAUUAUUGCCUGGACGUAGCAGCCUUGCUGAUGGGUGUAAUCUUAAUGGUUGCCGUCAUCUGUGUGACAGUGCUCAAGUUUCUAUGGCGAUGUUUGUUUUACCGAAGCAAGCUGAAAAAAGAAUGAUGGCCACACAUGACGCCAUUUUCUUCUUUUAUAAAUGUUUUUUUGUUUGUUUUGUUCUUUUAUUGGUUAAAGACCAAUAAACCAAGACCAGAAACUGAAUUUGAUACGUUUAUAUUUGAACUAAAAUUGCUAAACUUGAAUUUCAAUAUUGCGAAGGUGAAUAGAUUAGAAUUUGCAUUGAGGAUUAAAUUCAUAAUCUUGAUUGAGAUUCAGUUCCAAAAUGAUGGAUAACAUUUUAAUUUUUUGGACUCUAAGUCGCAGUUUUUUUUUCAUGGUUUGGCCGGGGGUAUGACUUAUUCUCCAGAGCCACUUAUAUGUGAAAUUAUUAACACAUAAUUACAUCCAUCCAUCUAUUUUUUGAGUUGCUUAUCGGUUAUUUUCACACUGACAAGCAUAAGAGCGCGCGCUAGGCCCAUGUAUCUGUACCUGCUAUUUCUGAAAAUUCAGCAUUUCAACAUUAGCUGUAACUUAUAAAAACUGAGAAGGACUGAACAAAAAUGCCAUUGAAGAGAAAAUCAUAUUCUGCAGAUUAUUUUAAAUAACAUUGCUAUGAUAUUGCUAACAAAUGAUGACAAAAGUACUGAUAAUUAAUGCGACUUCUGGUGCUUCAUCAGUCAUUAUUUGAAGCUUCAUCCAGGCGUUGAGACUUCCGUCCGUUUAUUGUGAACGAAUUCAAUUUGAUUUGCCAUCAUGAUGGUGUGAUGAACCGUGGCACGGUGGAUCAGAUGAUAAAGCGUUGGCCUCACAGUUCUGAGGACACGGGUUCGAUCCCGGCCCCGACUGUGUGGAGUUUGCAUGUUCUCCCCUGUGCCUGCGUGGGUUUCCUCCGGGCACUCCGGUUUCCUCCCACAUUCCAAAAACAUGCAAUAUUAAUUGGACACUCUAAAUUGUCCCGAGGUGUGAUUGUGUGUGCAGCUGUUGUCUGUCUCAAUGUGCCCUGCGAUUGGCUGGCAACCAGUUCAGGGUGUACCCCGCCUCCUGCCCGUUGACAGCUGGGAUGGGCUCCAGGACUCCCCAUGACCCUUGUGAGAAUUAACGGCUAAGAAAAUGGAUGGAUGGAUGGAU